This is a messenger RNA of Trachemys scripta elegans, 1749 nucleotides long. RefSeq names its product CD276 antigen-like. The coding region runs from base 363 to 1190 and encodes 275 amino acids. The record is from RefSeq and is a predicted model, not a curated record. NCBI's taxonomy places the organism in Eukaryota, Metazoa, Chordata, Testudines, Emydidae. The transcript has 7 exons.
GAUGUGGCUGCAGCAGGCUGGGAUGGGCUAUAAAUAGACUUCACCCACUUUCAGUUUUCUUUCUGUAAGUGGCUCCAUGCUGGGGACACGUGCGAUAGCAGCCAGGCUGAGAAGGGGUGUUCCUGGCCUUACUGGCAGGCUGGGGGCUCUGUAGGGAAGAGUCUGAUCAGAGGCUGCAGAGAGCCAGCCUAGAACAAGGAUACUGGGCUAGAUGGACCUUUGGUCUGACCCAGUCUGGCUGUUCUUAUGCUCUCUCCCUGGAUUUGGUUCUUGCAUGUGAAAGUUCUGGAGUCUAAGAAUUAAACAGUGGGAUGCUGCAAUUUCCCAGUGAGAUCUGACCGGUCUGUGUGUAUGCCAGAUGAAUGUUGGUUCGCUCCUCUUCCCAGUCCAUGCUGCUUCCCCUCUUGAUUCUCCACUUUGCCGUGGCAGAAACCUCAGCACCAGAUGUUGUAGCUCAGUUCGGGGGGGAUGUCACCCUGAGCUGCCUCUUCCCAUCCCCGUCCGGGAUGAACCUCCAGCGCCUGACCCUCACCUGGCAGAAGGAACGGGCGGGGGCAGAGGACCUGGUAGUUCAUAGUUACUAUUACGGGAAGGAGCAGCUGGAGAGACAGGACGAGGCUUAUAGGAACCGGACUCGGCUGGAUCCAGAGGGGCUGGCCCAGGGGAACGCAUCCGUGACACUGAGGGGCGUCCGCAUCCAGGACGAGGGCGUCUAUCUCUGCCACAUCACCUCGGAGCAGGGCAAGAUUUCAGAAAGGAGACAGGUUAAAGUGAUGGCCCCGUACUCGGAGGCCCGACUGGAGGUUAGCGUGAGCAGCCAGUUGACCCUGACCUGCUGUGCAGAGGGCGGGUACCCCGAGGCCUCUGUGCUGUGGCUGGAUGGAGCCGGGAACAACGUGACGGCGGAGAGCGACACCAGGCUGCAGAGAGACCCCAGGGGACUCUGUGAUGUGAGCAGCCGAAUCCUCCUGCCCAGGGGAGAAAGCGGCAACUACACCUGCCUCCUGGAGAGCCCCGGACAGCCCCACAUCGUCCGACACCUGAGCGUCUCCUGCAGCCCAGAUAACUGUACUAACAACCUGUGCCUGCUUAUCGCCCUGCCCAUGACAGUGCUGCUGGGUGUUCUGGGAAUUGCCUGGUGCUUCCUAAGGCGUCGGUUCUCGCGGUGUUCGGCUGCAAACAUAGUGUGACCCACGUAAUGUGAGCUGCUUCUCUGUGUCUCUGUCUCCUCUCUGUCCAGGUGUACGUCCUUUGAGGCAGGGCCUGUCUCUCAUAACAGGACGCUCGUGUGAGGCUGUAGAGAAACAACAGUCCUUAAUAGAGACUGAGGCUCUGGUUCAGUGUGUGUUAGGUGUCAUCUAGUGAUAGUCCCUAUAAUAACCUACUACAGCUGCGGAGUGACUGCCUUAUUUUCUUACAUGGAGUGAAGUGCUAAUUGGACUGACUGCUUUAGCUCCACACACAGGAAAACAGCCUUCUACCGUUGCCAGCUAGUGGAGUGACUCCUUUAGCUCCACCUAGAAUAUAAGUGUGCUAGCUAGACGUCAGUGAGCCCCUCUGAAAUCCCGGGUGCCUCUGUCUCUUUGAAAGAUGCAUUUUCUUUCUGCUCAGAUAAAUCCAGAGCUGCUAAAAUCCAUCUACGGGGAGCGCUCAGGUUUUGCUCCGUGUGUUGGGCGGCUGUAUGACUUGAUGAGCCUGCACAUGUCCCAGCAGCCUUUGGCAAGUGUCCUGUUCAUGUCGGACGUCUUC